CCUGUUUCAUUAUUGUUGCUCUGUUUCUGCUACAGCCACAAGCGAUCAACUCAUCAGAAUCCCGAAUCCAUGGAAGACAAUGAUGAGUUGAAGCACCUAUGCAAAUACUGCGGCAAGCGCUUCCGUAGUGGCAGAUCGUUGGGAGGUCACGUAAUUUCUCAUAGAGAAUGGAUCUGGGAAAGUUCACUCGAAGUUGAUGACGGCGUCACAGGCAUCUACAAAAAGAAGCUCCGUCCUCUCUCGGACUACGCUAUGGAGGUAGAGGAGGAGGAGGAGGAGGAUGUGGAAGCCUUUCUGGCGUCGUUGGACCCUAACCAUGAAACAGUCCCCAGUCGGACUGUGUCAAAAUUGUUAGAGGAAGGAGCAAUCGGUUGCCUCACCGCCCUUGUCGAACGCAAACUCCCUCACAAUCGCUUGGAUCUGUUUGCUUUUUCUAGCUGCAACAAACCCCUCAUAUCUACGGCUGCUUGGAUGGGGUUUCAUGAGGCGGUCGGGUUGUUUUUGCGCCACGGGGUUCCUCCGAGUCAUGGACAACCAGGGCGGCUUCCCAUCGAUUACGCAUUAUACUCCAGUUGUGACGACCAGUGGGAUUUGCUAGGCCGGUACGAUAUUAAUUAUCCGCAAAGGCUCUGUAGUUUGAUGCUCUGGCUCCCCGAAUGGAUCAGCGAAAAUUUCGAUUGGUGGCACACGGUCAAGCUGCUGGCACGCACCACCGAACAGGGGAUCCUGGAGAUGAGGAUUUUCCAGUAUGCAAGGAACGGCCAAGGCGGGAAGCUGCUCUGGCUCCUGCUUGUCGUCCCUGACCGAGUUCUCUCCCCAACAUUCUUCAGGGACACCCUUCUCCAGCAGCGGUUUGGAACCGCCUCUUUGUCCCUCCGCGAUUUCCUUAUUGCCCAGCUUGCUUUUGUUACCGGCCUUAGCUUCACCAUCGAACCUAAUCGUCGUUUUCCUACUGACAUUGAUCACACCAUCGAUCGCAAUCGUCCUCCCCGCCCUGAUUCGAUCCGCGGGCAUUUGCGGUACAAGAUGUUGAGCCUCACUUGUUCCCUGCGUUUGCUCGAAGUCUUCCGCAGGGCUGGCCCCCAGUUGUGUCACUUAAUGGAAAUGUUAGAGAAGGAAAAGGAAAAGGGAAGGGAAAGGGAAAGGGAAAAGCAGAGGCAAAUGUAUCCCCUUCUUCCCGAUUACCCAAUUGCUCAACAAAUCAAGACUGUGCUCAAGGAAGCUGGCUUUACUAUGGCUUCUCUCCGUUGCCCGGUCAGAGUCGCUCACCGGAACUAUAAGCCGGAGCCUGACUAUCGCUGGACUCCCCAAAGAGACGACUACCCUGAAUUGGAGUUCUUGAUUCGACCACCGCAUGUCUGCAAAAGUAAAAUCCUUGAUUCAGACUUCAACAAGGUCAUCAAGAAGUUAUGCCAUCAUCCUUACCUGAAGGAAUGGACAUCCCAAAUGUCAAUUUUUAAGUUGCUUUUCAUAUUUUGCCUCCCUGACCUGGUGGAAGAGAUGCAAUCCAUGAUACCGUUGGAGUCCAAGUACGUCAACCCUUCAACUAUUAUCCAACCUGCGUAUCUUGCUGAGUUAUGCUUCAUCUACAUUAGGGAGGGCAGAAUUGUUGAGUUCACAGCUGCUCUAAUGGCCACACAAGUUCUUCUUCGGUUGGAUAAGUCCAAUCAUGGAUCGACCUCCCAGAGGACCAUCGACAUUUCCAGGGAGGAAUGA
Linum tenue is the source of this 1716-nucleotide messenger RNA. The record is from the annotation of a GenBank genome assembly. Lineage: Eukaryota; Viridiplantae; Streptophyta; Magnoliopsida; Malpighiales; Linaceae.